This is a messenger RNA of Bacidia gigantensis, 543 nucleotides long. RefSeq lists its product as uncharacterized. The transcript has a single exon. Bases 1 to 543 code for a protein of 180 amino acids. Lineage: Eukaryota; Fungi; Ascomycota; Lecanoromycetes; Lecanorales; Ramalinaceae. The record is from RefSeq and is a predicted model, not a curated record.
AUGGCAACCUCGGACUGGGCCGUGAAAGAGCUCGAAAAGCUACUCCCGCUUGACCAUGACUCCCUCAUCCAAAUACUAGAGUAUACAUCCAGCCUCUCCAAAUCCGACUCCGCCGAGCAUUUGAAGAAUCUCCUCGGCGAUACUCCCAAAGCUUUAGAGUUCAUCAGCUCCUACAAUGCAAGAAGACAAGAUACAGCGUCCUCGGUGACCUCCAACGCCGCUGCACAAACCGAGCAAAGACAAGAUAUCGAUCAAAGCGUCCCCAAGAGCACCCGCAAAGGCCAGAAAAAGAAGCACCCCCUCCACGCGCUUCCCUCUCGCCAGAUUGAAGGUCAAGGCAACGUCACAGGCGGCUACAAGAAAGGCUCAGGCGAUGACUACAUCUCCUCCAACAAACCUCGGCGUGACCCCGAGCACGAUGCAGAGCAAGCAUCUACAUUCGCCCUCUCCUCAACACCAGACGCUCGCCAGCUGCCCAAGAAAACGCUCGGCAAGCUUCCCCUUCAGCAGCAGGCACGUUCAUCUCGGAUCUGCCAAACGUAA